Messenger RNA from Aspergillus pseudonomiae, 1289 nucleotides. RefSeq lists its product as uncharacterized. The record is from RefSeq and is a predicted model, not a curated record. The transcript is spliced from 3 exons. Lineage: Eukaryota; Fungi; Ascomycota; Eurotiomycetes; Eurotiales; Aspergillaceae. The coding region runs from base 91 to 1065 and encodes 324 amino acids.
CCCAGCAAUGGGAACAGCCGGGUGGGCCCUUUCCACUCUUUUACAUAGACUUGACAACCCCACCUCGUUUUCGUAGCACCACCCUCAACAAUGUCAAACACACAACCACAGUGUGCUUGCUCAGCCUUCUUUGAAACAGAAACUAACCUACGCGAGCAUCUCGAAGAAUAUCGAUCCCGCGAACAGCGCCUACAAGCCGAAAUCGAGCGGUGCCGAACCCAUUCGAGGGCCAAUGGCGAUGAUUGUCGAGGCGGGAACGACGACGAUCAAGGCGAACACGAUUAUAAACAAAAUAUUUUUGACAAAGAUACCGAAAAUCCUAUUGGCACCCUGCAGAAGACUGGAGCUUCCAAUGGGCAUUUCUGUCCAUCAUGUAAACGAGCGAAGCCAUUUCCGAAAAUGCAGGGACUCCGGCGGCAUUUCCAACAACAUGUCACAUGUGAGGAAGUGUGCGUGUGUUGUUUUAAAGUUUUCAGGCUCGUGAGCGAGUUUAUUAGACAUGCCGAUAGACAUGAUGGAGCAUGCGACAGAAAACGGGCAUUUAUCAAGAAAACAUGCGAUGAAUUACGCGAACAAUCCGACAAACAGCUAGCUCUUGCAAUGAGCCAUUGUGGGUCUGGAGUUGUCGUGGGAAAGAAACGGAGUUGGGAGAUGACAGGUUUGGGCACCGAUAUUUCGGGAGCUCGAGGCGAGUUCCACAGGAUUGGUAUGAUGGCUUUGGACCAGAAUCUUCGCCAAAUCAAUGAGGGUGACAGUCUUCGCCAGCUCGGCUCAGCUCGUACUGAACUACCUGCACCCCUGAUCCCGAUGCAGUCACCAAGAACAUUACCUCGGCUGGCCACCAUAGCCGAUUCCGUUCAUCCUAGCAGCCCUCCGAACGUGUCAACGGAGGAAAUUUACUUCAACUACGGUGAAGGGCAAACCCAAGGCCUUGACUUGCUACAAGAUUUUGACGCUCCUAUCCUUCAGAUUAUGAACAGUGUCCCAGCAUUGACGACUGGAUGGGCGGCACAAGACAAUAUUUUAGAUAUGACCACGGAAGUUGCAGCCUACCAUGAACAAUGAGGGCUAUUUCUCUGCGUUUCCACCUGAGCCCUCAAACGUGAAGUUCAAUCCAAUUUUUGCGCUCAGCAUUUCUAGGUCUCUGACUUUAUGUUCCAGCCCCUUUGAGUAUGGAAGGGUCAUUUUCGCCCAGUUGGCGAUCACUUCAUCUGUGGCAAAUAGAAACGUAAUGGCAUAUCCUUGCUCGAUCUUGAAACCGAGUCUAGCAUCCAGAAUCACCCUACAGC